Messenger RNA from Gasterosteus aculeatus aculeatus (three-spined stickleback), 4645 nucleotides. The record is from RefSeq and is a predicted model, not a curated record. NCBI's taxonomy places the organism in Eukaryota, Metazoa, Chordata, Actinopteri, Perciformes, Gasterosteidae.
UGUUUCCAAGGAGGCCAGAGCAACGGAGGAGAGGGGACGGAUAGGAACGAGAUGGGCUUGCUUGCUUGUCGCAUGGACUUCAUUUGAGAGGCUUUUGCUUCUCGUUCGGUUUGUCCACAUCGGCGUGGCACGCGGCCGCCCACGGGGACUAGUCUGCCCUUCCGCCACCGGGCGGCGCUAUUGGGACCAAUGUCACGGCCGUGGAUGUUUUCGUCUCCCAGCUCACCUCCAACGCGAGCAGACACAGAGCUGCACUCCGAGGAUAUUUGGUGUCAGUGCGAGCGGGGAGUUACUAUUCUGGACCUCAGAGCGUGUGGACCGAGUCCUUUUUCUCCCUUUGUCUCUCGUGAAAAAUAAAUGCUUCCGCUGGAUGUAAUAAAACGCCGCCUUAUUGUUCAUAACUGCACUCGAGACGAACAUGAUACGACUCGAACGGCGUCUUUCGGCUGCGAUUAUAUGGGCCUGAUCAAAGCCAGUGGUCAGGGGGAACUGUUUUGGGGAUGUAAUCGCCGAGCAGCUGUGAAAAUGAAGAUUUAAUAGCAACGAUUAAUAACUGUAACACAAUGAUAUUGAUAGGCCCCAAUGCCGGUUGUGUGUAAGCCAAAACAAUUUAAGACGCACAGAUAAUUAAUUCGUGUAUUUGGUUUCUUUACUGGCUCAUAUGUCCCUUAAGGAACAGGCCGCUGUGGGGAAAAGUACACAAACCGUAUUAAGUCGGUCAGCUCUGUAGUGAAUUAUUUAAUGAAUGGCGUAUAUAUGUAUUACAAAUGUUUGGUGCAAGGCCUUUGUCUCUAAACCUCUUGCGCCGUAGAAAGGUAUCUGCUAUUUAUUUAAACAUAAUGUCAUUUGGAAUUUGAAAUACAUGAUGCAUUGUUAUUGUGUAUACUUAAAUGUUAUCCAAAAAACUUUCAGUCAUUCAAGCCAUUUGAAAUAUUUGCAUUUUCAGCGGCAGUGAUCUAAAAUCUAAGCUGUAAAUACACGAGCUGUCAAUGACGGAGCGUUUGAAAUCGUUAAUGGGCUCAAUUUAUGAAUUUCUACCAAAUUUCCUCAGUUCCGUACAACAGGCUGCAAACAAACCCGGGGGGGGCUAACGGCCACCUGGGCCUGGUAAUGGGAAAGCUGGCCGAGAUUAGCUUCAACCUGGAGAGAGCAUUAGAGUGCACAUGGCCAAGGACACUGGAAGGAGAGUUUUAUUGUGGCCCUUAUUGCCCAAAAUUGGACCAACAGGAUGACAACCUCUAUGUCUGCUUUGCUUUGCUACAUUGAGCCUGCUCUUUGCACAUGCGGCGCCACGAUCAAUACUCUGAUAACGUAAUUUCUUUUAAUUCUGAGUAGUUUUGAUUUUUUUUAAAAUAUGUUUUCUUCGUAUAGUGCAGCAUUUAUCAGCAUUUUCAUGAAAACACAUUUGUCCAUACGUAAAAAAGAAAAGAAAAGGCAGGUUUACCUUUUUUUCAAAUGCGUAAAGACAAGUUGGGUACAUGUUAACAUUUCUAAAUCCGUAAUUAAUCAAAAAUAUCUGAACACGACAAUUGUUAAUAUAAAUCAUAAUUUUACAUCUUUAAAAAUAGUAAUGUGUAGUGCACGAUGUAUAACAUUUUUAUCAGGUCAUUCAUGACAAAGAAGAAAACCAAGACCAAAAGGCUACAAGGAAUUAGUAAUACAUGCAGUUAUAUAUGGUAUUUGGGGAAUUGAAUGUAUAAAAGUUGUUAUAAAUAGUUGAACAAUAUAAAACAAAUAUUUAUAUGCAGCCUGUUUUUGGUUAAUUCAUCUUCAAUUGUUUUUAGUCACCGGUGUCGAGGAUUUAGUUUGCCAUUAUUUACGCACGGGGAUAGAUGUUACACUAAAUUUGCCUUAAUCAAGAUUGAAGUUAUCCGAUAUUUUUCUUAAAUUAGAACGGACUAAAGUAAUAGUGUAAUGAGACGUUCAUUCUGCAGCAAUACAACAGAAUCAACUUCAUAGUUCAGGUCGCUACACGUAAACAUUUUUCUAGUCUCAUUUUACUCGCUCAGGAAAUAGACAUACAGCAAAAAUACUGUGACAACUAAGCUUAACAACAGUGAACAUGAACACAGAAAUGUUUUAUGUGUGCAUACACAAUAAUGGUUUUAUUUUUUAGAUGGUUCACGUGCAAACACAUAUACAGACAGUACAGGCCAUGCAAUGUCUGCAGAUUAUAAAUAAAGAACAAAGUUUAAAAAAAAACUAUAUCAAUCUUCAGAAAACACUGAUCUUAGCACAGCUCAGUAUUUCUUUCAGCUAAUGGACGCCCCAAAAUUAUUAUGUAUUUAUCGGGCGGAUUCAUAAUUAAGAAAACGUUAUUAUAGUCCAUCUGUUUUGUUAUUGUAUGUCUUUGUUGGUAGGAUACAUCAUUCUUAUUUGAGGUCUAAGGUUUUUUUUUUUUACCAACCUGAUUAAUCUGAUUUGCACCUAUUUAGAUUCGUGGUAACGUUUGCUUGGGAUUCGGGGAAAGAGACAAUGAGGUCAGACGUGAGUGUUGAGAAUGUAUUCCGAAGCUAGUUCGACGAUUAAACAAAUGAAAUGUUGCUUUUCAAAUGCAUCGUGCUGGACCUCGCCCCUUCUAAGGGGCUAAUAGUGGUGCAUUAAGGCAAGGUAAGGGAGCCCACUGAGUGCUCUGCUGCCUUUUUCUCCGUCUCAGCUCCAUGAUGGAUAUGGCUCCGGCUGCAUGCUGCGUAGACACGGAAUGGGAGGGACUGCCCAUCUUCAAGCAUUUCCAUUGGUUUUACAGUCUGCGCGGCUGAGAAGGGGGUGCCGCUGAUCAUAUCCAGCAUGUUUUGCACAAGAAAUGUCAGCCAGAAAGGGCUAUCUUCUCCCUUCGCCAAAAUACACCACAAUAAUGUCAUGUUCGGACAGUCCGUCAGGAAACGCGUUUUUAGUGGAUUCUCUGAUCAGUGGGCGCAACGAGAGCGGCGGAGGGCACUACGCUGGGAGUGCGGUGUGCCUGCCUCAUAGCGCCGCAACAGAAGUGCCUUACGGACUACACAACUAUGGAUACUUUCCAGGUAUGGGGAAGCGCGCCGAGGUGGGUUCCCAAAACAUGGUAUCCGCCUCUGGUGCGUACAUGUCUAGCAUGGAGAUGUGGAUUGACGCGCAGAGGUCAUGUCGAAUGGACCAAGAGCACCCGGUGGGACCUCAGGUCGCACCCUGCUCGUUCCCGCAGAAUAUUAAGGAGGAGAGCACCUACUGCCUGUAUGAGCAGCCGAAGUGCCCCAAAGCCUCAAACGCCGAAGAUCUUACAUAUUCGAGGUUAACAGCAGCCGGACUUGGCACGAGUUCUUGUACAGUUACCGAUGGCGGCGGCAGGGGCUCAGUGCCUGUGCCGGGCUACUUCCGCUUGUCUCAGACGCACGCACAUUCUCAUAAACUUUACAACACCAACAUCCCCCAGCCGAACCCUUCCCAUUCUCAAUUUGGCCUACAACCCACCGCUCCUGCUCGCUUCCACGCGACGCCGACUACCCCGGCCACGACGCUGGACGGGAGGAUCGCUGAGGAGCCCUUGUCUUCGGGAAACACCGACCCGCAGGCUCACGCUGCGCCGGGGACCGAGGAGGCACGCGAGUCCUCGGACGCAGAAGUCUCUUCAGCUGACGAGACGGAGGAGCGUGUCAAAGAGAGACGGACGAAGACAGCUAAAGGAGAAGCAAAAGGUGAAAACACGGCCAACUGGCUGACAGCAAAAAGCGGGCGGAAGAAACGCUGUCCAUACAGCAAGCAUCAGACACUGGAGUUGGAGAAGGAGUUCCUCUUCAACAUGUACCUGACCCGAGAGCGCCGCCUAGAGAUCAGUAAGAGCGUCCACCUGACCGACCGGCAAGUGAAAAUCUGGUUCCAGAACCGCAGGAUGAAACUGAAGAAAAUGACGCGGGAAAACAGGAUCCGGGAGCUCACUUCCAACUACGGAUUUUCAUGAUGUAUGAGGUGAUCACAUUGAGAGAGAAGAUCACUGGUAAAAGCAAUGCUCCUACUCGUCUUCACCACUCUGUCCACACAUUGAUUCAUGCCAUUGGCGGACUUAUUUCCAGACUCGCUUAAAGAUCGCAGAUACUGACAAAUGUAUCGUCCUCUGUGAGCCGCUGAAAAUAAGAAAAGGGAAACAGUUAAUGUUAUGAGUUCAAUAUGUUGGUUUUCUGAUUUUGUUUGUUUUCAUCUUGUCGAAAUGUUUCAGUCACUUCCGUCGUAUGGUUGGAUGGUGUCGUCAAUGGCGUUAAAUUAACGCCAUUAAAUAAAAAAAAAUACUUUGGAAGGUGUCUUAAAAUGACCACUUCCCUCCCAAAUGCUGAAAAAUAAAUUAUGUUGUAAUUUGAACAAAUAUGAAUUUAUUUUCUAUGAAUUGGAACUGCAUGAUAUAAAGUUCUCAUUAAGAAAAUACGUUUCAACCACUGGGAUAUAAUGAAUCACCAAGGGAGGAAUAAUCACCUUUGAUUAGAUGUACUCUACCACAAUAUAGGCCUUUUCCAUGUAUGAACUAAAUGUAUGAGUUGAAUCUGUAUUCAAGUGGAGGGACGUUUACACGAAAACGCUGCGCAAGGGGGAAGUUUUUGUUGUAUAUUUCUGUGUACAUGACAUUGUGUUUGGUGUAGUGCUUAAUAAAUUAUCAGCUCAGAUUGAGGAGUAGCUGCUUGUA